AUGCACCGCGCACGCUCGGCGGUGCUCACCUCAGAUGAAAUUGUGGAGGUGCGCGCGGCCCAACGAACCUUUGAAGGGGCCUAUGUCCGAACUGCACUCUCCCAGUUCUCCUUCGCCUUGGUGGUAUUCAAGAUCUUCACCGCCGAGUUCUACAGUAUCGGGGCCCUGUUCGCCAUCUACGGCACGGGGGUCCUGAUCAUCGGACUCUUUCGACGCUCUCAAGGCAACAAACAGUUCUUUGCUGAAGUCGGGGAGGAUGGAAUCCAUCGCCAUAAAUUCCGGACCAGUGGAAAUGCAGUGCUGGUCUUGACAGCACUGAGUAUCGCGGCAUACGCGUGCUUGAUUGGCUUGACCUUGAACCUGAGCACCUGA
Messenger RNA from Penicillium salamii, 372 nucleotides. NCBI's taxonomy places the organism in Eukaryota, Fungi, Ascomycota, Eurotiomycetes, Eurotiales, Aspergillaceae. The record is from the annotation of a GenBank genome assembly.